Messenger RNA from Coregonus clupeaformis (lake whitefish), 1184 nucleotides. RefSeq names its product general transcription factor IIF subunit 2-like. Gene Ontology annotation, biological process: transcription by RNA polymerase II; transcription initiation at RNA polymerase II promoter. Lineage: Eukaryota; Metazoa; Chordata; Actinopteri; Salmoniformes; Salmonidae. Gene Ontology annotation, cellular component: transcription factor TFIIF complex. The record is from RefSeq and is a predicted model, not a curated record. The coding region runs from base 36 to 794 and encodes 252 amino acids. The transcript has 8 exons.
GUGUCGUGAAGAACAUAAUCAAAGGAUCUGCCGCUAUGUCUGAAAAAACGGAGGUUGAUUUAACCGGAGCUAAGCAAAACACCGGUGUAUGGCUAGUAAAGGUUCCCAAGUACCUGGCCCAGCAGUGGGCCAAAGCACCAGGAAAAGGAGAAAUUGGAAAGCUCAAGAUUGUAAAGAUACAAGGAAAAGCAGAUGUGUUGUUCACACUGAAUGAGGACCUGACCAGCCUGUCUGCCAUGGGGGAGAAGGCAGCGUCGGUACGAGCCCCCAGGGACCACCCAUUCACCAUGCAUAGUGUGGGGGGGCAGACCCUGGCUGUGUUCACUGAGACCUCUGCAGAUAAGAUCAGUCUGGAGGGCAUAGUGGUACAGAGAGCAGAGUGCAGACCUGCCGUCAACCAAAACUACAUGAAACUGAAGAAAUUACAGAUUGAGGUGUCUACCAAGCCCCAGCGUCUGACCGAGCAGAUGGACAAGGCUGUCACCAACAACUUCAAACCUGUAUCCAACCAUGUUGCUAACGUAGAGUGUGAGAAGAAGAAGAAGACUGAAGGUAGGAUGGUGAGGGCAGAAAGACAGCAGGUGAUGGACAUGCUCUUCUCCGCCUUUGAGAAACACCAGUACUACAACAUCAAAGACCUGGUGGUGGUCACCAAGCAACCAGUGACCUACUUGAAGGAGAUCCUGAGGGAGAUAGGAGUGUACAACGCUAAAGGAACCCACAAGAGUACAUGGGAACUGAAGCCAGAGUACCGCCACUACCAGGGAGGAGAGGAGGAGAUAAAGAGUGACUAGGCCAGAACAGAGCACCCUGUCUGGGAUACAGACAUUGACCUGAGGGCCUACCAUCACAGAAGUGGAGAGAGUCUUUGUUCUUUUGUCUUUCACUUUAAGUUUGAUCUUGACUGAUACCCAAAACGACAUAAUCACAAAGGGUCUACUUUUUAUCAGCUGUUGGUAGGAUGGUGUGUGGGAUCUUGCACUAUGAACCAUACUGUGUGAAGCACUUGCCUUAAAGCAACACUAAUUUGGAUGUGUUCUUUUCUAUGUCGUUUGGUGCAGCUGGUAGAAAUUGUUCUAUUUUCUUUUUCACUUUAGUUACAGAAGCUGCAACUUUGCACUAUCAUUUGUAAAUAAUUUAUAAAAUAAUGUAACUACCGGUUUUGGAAUAUUUGACAUUUUCUG